Messenger RNA from Molossus molossus (Pallas's mastiff bat), 1852 nucleotides. RefSeq names its product glycine receptor alpha 1 (gene GLRA1). The record is from RefSeq and is a predicted model, not a curated record. Bases 330 to 1703 code for a protein of 457 amino acids. NCBI's taxonomy places the organism in Eukaryota, Metazoa, Chordata, Mammalia, Chiroptera, Molossidae. The transcript has 9 exons. Gene Ontology annotation, biological process: chloride transmembrane transport; regulation of membrane potential; nervous system process. Gene Ontology annotation, molecular function: glycine binding; transmembrane signaling receptor activity; extracellularly glycine-gated chloride channel activity. Gene Ontology annotation, cellular component: synapse; postsynaptic membrane; neuron projection.
UAUACCCACCCCCAAACGUGCCUCCCCAGCGCCGCAGGGAGCCAACAGACACGCUGGAGUUUAACAAACAGCAAUACUCUUCGCGCUCUCGAAAAGCAGGGCUGGACGCUCUCCGUGGUGCUGAAACGCUUCGCGGCGGCUGCUGUCCGUGGUACCUAAAGCCCCCUCGCUCCAAUUUCCCCUGGGGCUUUCCCUCCGCGCCCGUUUCCCACCUCCCCUUAGCAUCUGGAUUAUUUUUUCAAUAGCGCUCGCUGAUUUUGUAAGUACCAAUUUGAAACAUUUAUUUUUGGCCCCAUAACUCGUGGACUACAAAGCACAAGGACCUGAAAAUGUACAGCUUCAAUACUCUUCGACUCUACCUUUGGGAGACCAUUGUAUUCUUCAGCCUUGCUGCUUCUAAGGAGGCUGAAGCCGCCCGCUCCGCACCCAAGCCUAUGUCUCCCUCGGACUUCCUGGAUAAGCUAAUGGGGAGAACCUCUGGAUAUGAUGCCAGGAUCAGGCCCAAUUUUAAAGGUCCCCCGGUGAACGUGAGCUGCAACAUUUUCAUCAACAGCUUUGGUUCCAUUGCUGAGACAACUAUGGACUACAGAGUCAACAUCUUCCUGCGGCAGCAGUGGAACGACCCCCGGCUGGCCUACAAUGAGUACCCAGACGACUCCCUGGACCUGGACCCAUCCAUGUUGGAUUCCAUCUGGAAGCCCGACCUGUUCUUCGCCAACGAGAAGGGGGCCCACUUCCACGAGAUCACCACGGACAACAAGCUGCUGAGGAUCUCCCGGAACGGGAAUGUCCUCUACAGCAUCAGAAUCACCCUGACACUGGCCUGCCCCAUGGACUUGAAGAAUUUCCCCAUGGACGUCCAGACGUGUAUCAUGCAACUGGAGAGCUUUGGAUAUACCAUGAAUGACCUCAUCUUUGAGUGGCAGGAGCAGGGAGCUGUGCAGGUGGCAGAUGGACUAACUCUGCCCCAGUUUAUCCUGAAGGAGGAGAAGGACUUGAGAUACUGCACCAAGCAUUACAACACAGGUAAAUUCACCUGCAUUGAGGCCCGGUUCCACCUGGAGCGACAGAUGGGCUACUACCUGAUCCAGAUGUACAUCCCCAGCCUGCUCAUUGUCAUCCUCUCCUGGAUCUCCUUCUGGAUCAACAUGGAUGCUGCGCCAGCCCGUGUGGGCCUGGGCAUCACCACCGUGCUCACCAUGACCACCCAGAGCUCCGGCUCCCGAGCAUCCCUGCCCAAGGUGUCCUACGUGAAAGCCAUUGACAUCUGGAUGGCAGUGUGCCUGCUCUUCGUGUUCUCCGCCCUGCUGGAGUAUGCUGCUGUCAACUUCGUGUCUCGGCAGCACAAAGAGCUGCUCCGAUUCCGGAGGAAGCGAAGGCAUCACAAGAGCCCCAUGUUGAAUCUGUUCCAGGAGGACGAGGCCGGAGAGGGCCGCUUCAACUUCUCUGCCUACGGCAUGGGCCCCGCCUGCCUGCAGGCCAAGGACGGCAUCUCGGUCAAGGGGGCCAACAACAACAACACCACCAACCCUCCCCCUGCACCGUCCAAGUCCCCGGAGGAGAUGCGAAAACUCUUCAUCCAGAGGGCCAAGAAGAUCGACAAAAUAUCGCGCAUCGGCUUCCCCAUGGCCUUCCUCAUCUUCAACAUGUUCUACUGGAUCAUCUACAAGAUUGUCCGCAGGGAGGACGUCCACAACCAGUGACGGGUCUGGGACGGGGAGGCUGGGGAGGGCGGAGCGGGACUAGCACAGGAAUCGGGGGGCCUGAGGAAGAGCCGGGGCGAGGGGGGCACGCACACACAACUCCCUCUCCGCAACAUGUGCAAUAACGAGGCAGUGAUGCAUGAGUCUUA